Messenger RNA from Dromiciops gliroides (monito del monte), 1146 nucleotides. Its product is annotated as interferon-inducible GTPase 5-like. The transcript has 2 exons. Gene Ontology annotation, molecular function: GTP binding; GTPase activity. The record is from RefSeq and is a predicted model, not a curated record. Gene Ontology annotation, cellular component: membrane. The coding region runs from base 1 to 1146 and encodes 381 amino acids. Lineage: Eukaryota; Metazoa; Chordata; Mammalia; Microbiotheria; Microbiotheriidae.
AUGGCAGCUUUCAGCGAAGCCUUCCAAGAAGACAACCUAUCGGUGAUAACUGCCAAGCUACGGGGUACCCUUCAGUCCCUAGAGAAUGUUCGGCUGGACAUCGCCAUCACGGGAGGAGCAGGCUCAGGAAAGUCCACUUUUGUCAAUGCCCUCCGUGGCCUGGGCGAUGAAGAUCAGGGCUCAGCCAAGACAGGGACGGUCCAGCCAACCUUGGACCCAACGCCAUACCCACACCCCAAGUACCCCAACGUCAUCAUCUGGGACCUGCCCCCCUUACUCUCGACUGACAAGUACCUAGAGAAGGUCUUGCCCAGCCGCUAUGACUUCUUCAUCAUCAUCGCUUCCGAACGCUUCACGACCAGUCACGCUCAGUUCGCCUGCGCCCUCCAGAGACAGGAAAAAUGCUGCUUUUUCGUCCGCUCCAAGGUCGACGUGGACAUAGCCGCUUCACGCCAACGCCGGCCCAGCACCUUCUCUGAGGAAGGCGUGCUCUUGGAAAUCCGGGAAAACUGCCGUGCCUACCUGCAAGCUGAGGGCGUGGUCAGACCCAAAGUCUUCGUGCUCUCCAUGUUUGAGCUGGGCAAGUACGACUUCCAGCUGCUGAGUGAAACCAUAGCGAGGGACAUGGAGAGCUACAAGCGCCACGCCUUCCUGGUGGCCCUGCCCAACGUGUCGCAGCCCAUCCUAGAGAAGAAGGCCACCUCCCUGCUCCAGCACGUGUGGCUCGUGGCCACCGUGGCCUGCACCGUCAAUGCUCAGCCUGUGCCGGGCCUGCCCAAGGUGUCCUGCGACCUCGGUCUGCUCAUGCACUCCUUGGCCAGUUACCGCCGCAGCUUCGGCCUGGACUCGGCCUCGCUCUACAGGCUGGCCGAACGGACCGGCGGCUCUCUGCAGGCCAUGCAGAGCCAGGUGUGCGGCCCGCUGUGCGAGGUGAGCGAGAGGCAGGUGAUAGACUUGCUGGGCCGGGCCAGCAAGGACACCACCGCCACCUUUGCCCGCGAGCUGGCGUCCCUGCCCGUUCUGGGGGUCCUGGCCUCCUGCAGUCUCUCCUUUGCCACUGUCUACCAAAUGCUCAGGGCUUAUCUAGAUGAGGCGGCCAAGGACGCCCAGCAGCUGUUGACGCUGGUCCCGCCGAAGGGUCGGUAA